Molecule: messenger RNA, 1374 nt
Organism: Penicillium salamii
Lineage: Eukaryota; Fungi; Ascomycota; Eurotiomycetes; Eurotiales; Aspergillaceae
Source: the annotation of a GenBank genome assembly
AUGCUCGCGUUGGCCGAAUCGAGUGGGAAGUUGGCGGUGAUCCGAUCCGAGAUCGGGCAGAUUUCUUCUUUUCCUUCCGCGAUCUCGAGGGUCAAAAUGCCAGACGAUCUCGCUUGGGAGAAAUUGAUUUUCUCUAGAGAGACAUUGAUCUCUAUCAUCUUAGCUCUAGGUUUUCUUUUACUCAAACUGAAAACACCCCCCAUUCGUCCAAAAGGAUGCCGGCGCCUGGGACUUCCACCUGGGACGAGCAAUCUGAACGAUGAAUACGACUCAAAAUAUACUCACGGCGUACCUGAGAAUCAGGACGACGAAGGUCGCCCAUCUUGGCGCGUCAAGGCGUUGUUCAGCUAUCCUCUCAAAUCAUGUCGCGGAGUUGAGCUAGAAGCCUCAAAUGUAGUCCCCACUGGACUCGAGUACGACAGGCAAUUCACAUUUGCUGGAUACAACAACGACAAAUGGAACAUCCGCACACUGCGCAAUAAAGGUUUCAAUCGCCUGGCGCUAGUCGAACCGAAGAUUUGGAUCCCCGAUCCCUCCGCUCACAACUAUGAUCCCAAUUCCGCCGAAGUGCGAUCCAAGGGUGUGUUGGUCAUUUCGUACCCACGCGUCGCACCAGCAGGAUUGUACGGGAAACUUGUGAAAAUGGGCAUGGCACUAAACAUCUGUGACAGCCGGCUUCAAUUCCAAGUUCCACUGCAUCCACCCGUGGAGUCCACAUUCCCAGAAGUCCCUGUGAAGAUCUGGAAAGACUGCCCCAUCGCUCUGGACUAUGGUGCACUCCUCCCAGACUCCCUGCACGAGUAUCUGGAAUCCGAUCCAUCCAAGCCGGAACUGACAUUGUUCCGCGCGAGCGCAUCGCACACGCGCGAAAUCUUCCGCAAUGCCCCGACCAAAGAGGACAUAGGAUUUCAGCCCAACACUGCCUUCGCAGAUGCCUAUCCAAUUCAUUUGCUGAAUAUGUCAAGUCACAGAGAUGUGGCGUCGCGCUGUGCCUAUGCUAUCCCGCGACUGAGCAUUCGGCGGUUCCGCGCAAAUAUCAUCGUUCAAGGGCCAUCUGCCUUCGAGGAAGAUCACUGGAAGCGAGUUUCAAUUGGCGGAACUGAAAUCUAUACUUCCUGUCGGACUGUUCGGUGCCGACUGCCAAAUGUCGACCCAGACUCUGGGGAUAGACACAAGGCUGAGCCGGACAAGACGCUGAAGUCAUAUCGGCGAAUCGAUGAGGGGGACCUGACCAAUGCCUGUCUGGGCAUGCAGCUUGUUCCAUCGAAGGGAGAGUUUAUUCUGCGGGUUGGAGACAAGCUCGAUGUCAUUGAGACGGGACUGCAUCAGUACAUCAAGAUGUUGGCUCCUGGAGAGAAGGUCGAGGGGGUAUGA